AUGAAGUUGAAAUCAUUUGAUGAAGAUACAUCAUUCAUGAUACAAAAUAUUAUUCUUCCAAAUGUAGCAUCUAAAAGCAAUAAUAAUUUUUAUUUGGGUGUUUUAUAUUGUAUUAUUGCCGCAAUCGGAUUUGGUUCUAUGUAUGUGCCAAUAUUACGUUACAACAAAGGAAAUGGAGCUUUAUCACAAUUUGGUACUGGUGUUGGUAUUUUAUUUGGUUCAUUUAUACAUGCUAUAUAUAAUCAAGAAUUUUAUAUAAAUAUAUAUCCAAUGUUUGGUGGAUUUUUAUGGAGUAUAGCUAAUUUUGGAUCAUUUUUUAUAAUUGAUGUAUUUGGUAUUGGUAUUGGUAUGCUUUUAUGGAAUGUCGGAAAUUGUGUUACUGGAUGGAUUACAGGUUAUUAUGGUUUAUUUGGUAUUAAAGCAAGAAAACCUAAACAUUUUAUUAUAAAUAUUAUUGGUGUUUUUCUUAUUAUUAUUAGUGGAAUCGUUUUUUCAUUUGUUAAAAAAAGUAUUAGAAAUCAAAAAUAUAUUGAUAUUAUUACAUUACAAACAUAUAAUAGAAAUGGUGUUUUUUUUAAUGUUAAUGAUAUAAAUAGUAAUAAUGAAAAAAAUAUAUUUUAUAAAAAUGAAAAAUAUAAAAAAAUAUUAGGAAUAGUAAUUGCUUUAAUCUGUGGAUUUUUUUAUGCCUCUACAACAACACCAAUAUAUUAUCUUUUAAAUAAUCCAAAUGAAUUAGUUAUAGGAAAAGAAAAAUUUACAAGUUCAUCAUACAUUUUAUCAUUAGGAUUAGGAGUUUUUAUAACAACAUCACUCAUUUUUUUUAUUUCUAUACGUCUUUAUGGAUUAAAAAGUGAUAUACUUGGUAAUAAAGAUAUAAUGUUAUCUUCAAUACUUUCUGGUUUAAUAUGGUUUAAUUCAAUGUAUUUUAUGUUAAAAGCUAUAGAUAUUGUAUCACAAAUAAUAACUUAUCCAAUUAUGUCAAUAAGUCCUGGAUUGAUUGGCAUUUUAUGGAGUAUAUUUUAUUUUAAAGAAAUAUGUGGCACUAAAAAUUAUAUAGCAAUUUUUAUUGCAAUGUUUAUUGCUAUUUGUGGAAUAUUUCUGCUUGUUUUUUCAAAAAUAUAA
Messenger RNA from Strongyloides ratti, 1122 nucleotides. Its product is annotated as Transmembrane protein 144. Gene Ontology annotation, cellular component: membrane. The record is from RefSeq and is a predicted model, not a curated record. Bases 1 to 1122 code for a protein of 373 amino acids. Gene Ontology annotation, biological process: carbohydrate transmembrane transport. NCBI's taxonomy places the organism in Eukaryota, Metazoa, Nematoda, Chromadorea, Rhabditida, Strongyloididae. The transcript has 3 exons. Gene Ontology annotation, molecular function: carbohydrate transmembrane transporter activity.